ACCAGCGUACCCGCCAACAAAAUCCCAUAGGAAAGCGCGUCUAAGAACGACUUCGUCCGUCCUGACUCCUCACGCCAACACUCACAAGUCAGUCCCUCCAGAGCUCCUCUCUGCAUCGCAAAGAAACCCGAAAGCGGACGGCGUCUUCCUAUAGCACCCCAACAACUGCAACCAACGUUCGUCGCAAUGGACCCAACGACCCGCACUCAGCAACCAUCCGUGACGGGAACGUCAGUGCUGGGAAUCAAAUUCAAAGAUGGCAUCAUGCUUGCGGCAGAUACGCUUGCAUCAUACGGCUCCAUGGCCAGGUUCCGCGACGUGGAGCGUUUGAUCAAGGCCGGGAAUACUACGAUCAUUGGUGCUUCGGGCGAUAUCUCUGACUUCCAAUACAUCACCCACUUGUUGGAAAAGAUUCUCAUCAAGGAAGCAAACACGGACGAUGGCCACCAACUGUACGCGCGCCACAUCCAUGAAUACCUUUCUCGUCUCAUGUAUGGACGGCGAUCGAAGCAGAACCCCCUAUGGAACUCCUUGGUCAUUGGUGGCCACAGAGACAAAGACGGCGGCUUCUUCCUGGGCUUCGUUGACCUCCAAGGCACAACCUACGAAUCACCUACCAUUGCGACAGGGUACGGAGCAUACAUUGCCCAACCAUUGCUACGGAAUGCGAUUGAGAAGGUUGGUGGAGAGCAAAACCUAACCGAACAAGACGCGGAAAAGGUCCUCGAUGACUGCAUGAGGGUGCUGUUCUACAGAGAUGCGAGAUCGCUGAACAAGAUACAACGCGCUACGAUCACCAACGCAGGCAUCACAAUCACGGACCCAUAUGAACUUGAGACUGAGUGGGCGUUUGCGGAAGGCAUCCGUGGUUACGGUGCAACCGAUUAGGCCUGCCCCAGCUUCAUAUGUAUAAUAUCCAUUUUUGACUGAAGAGCUUGUGCAAGACAUGUAGAAUACGAAAAUGGCAUGCUUAUCGCGAUCUUCAACCAU
Molecule: messenger RNA, 990 nt
Organism: Fimicolochytrium jonesii
Lineage: Eukaryota; Fungi; Chytridiomycota; Chytridiomycetes; Spizellomycetales; Powellomycetaceae
Product: nucleophile aminohydrolase
Exons: 6
Coding region: 187-888 (233 amino acids)
Cellular component (GO): proteasome core complex
Source: RefSeq, a predicted model, not a curated record